AACCUGCAUAUCAUGAUAAGGCAGUGCCCGAGGAAACCCGAGGAGUGUUGUGCAUCCCUGCCCAGCGCGGAUCUCGCCCCACUACGUUGGAAGAGAGGAGUGAGAAAGGAAGUCCGCUCGCUCUAAUCCUCGACAGGGAGGCCAUUCGUUAACCAAAAAAAGCCGUUAUAAUGGCAUAAAUUUGAGACAGUCCCCCUUCGUCCCUCCCUCCAACAAUCGUGGUUUCCCAAGCCAUUUUCAAAUCUAACUCUCCAGGCUUCCUUAUUGGAUUUUCUUUUUUUUAUUCCUUUUUUCGUCUUCGCACCAGAAUCGUUUCUUAUUAUCUUGCUUCCACCACCUCAGGAUCAUGACUACCCCUGCAAUUGUGUUUGUUGCCGGAGCGUGGCACACCCCAGCCGCCUACAGCAAGUUUGCCUCGGGUCUCAAAGCCCUCGGCCAUGAAGUCCAUAUCCCGUCUUUGCCUUCCAUGAACGGCGCCCGCCCCCCCAAUGCCGACCUCAACACCGAUAUCACCCUGAUCCGGGGCUAUGUCGAAAGCCUGACGGAGGCGGGACGCAACGUGGUGGUGAUCAUGCACUCGUACGGCGGGCAGGUCGGCACCGACGCGUUGGUCGGACUCGGUGCAGAGACCCGACAGAAAGAUGGUCUCCCAGGUGGCGUGAUCCGAUUGGUCUAUGUGUGCGCGUAUGCCCUCACCGAGGGGAGGUCCAUGUUCGAUAUGGUCAAGGACAUGGGCCACGAGGCGCUAAUGCCCAUCGCCUUCGACUUUGCCGAGGAUGAGACGGUGCUCGAUCGCGAUCCGAAGAAUCUGUUGGUUGGUCCGGGGCUUUCCGAGGAGGAGCUGGAGGCGUAUGUGGCGGGAUUGAAGCGGUGGAAUGGGAAGCCGAUCUAUCAGCCAAUCGGGCAGUGUGCGUGGAGGGAAAUCCCCGUUUCGUAUGUCUACACCCUGAACGACAUGACGGUUCCCUGGGAUUACCAGAAGGUCAUGGUGGAGAACAUGCGGGCGGAGGGCAGGCAGGUGAAGACUUUGGAGGUGGAUACGGGUCAUUGUCCGACCAUUACUCGGACCCAGGAGCUGGUGGAUAUGGUGCAUGGAAUUGUGACUGCAGCGUAGAGGGUCCUUGUGGUGUUUUAGCUGGGUGGGUGUUGAGGAAGAUGUUCGAAGUAUAUUGAGGGAAUUGAAAUUGAUUGGCUACACUGGAACCUUGGAUCUUGGUCUUCAAUCAGCGGUUCUUGAUUCAUUCCCCUCCUACUCGCCGGGGCCCACAACCCAGAGUAUCCGGAAGUCUAGACCUGCCGCCCCACUUGUAAGAUUGGCCUGCCUUAGCCUUUAGGAGAGG
Molecule: messenger RNA, 1340 nt
Organism: Aspergillus sclerotioniger CBS 115572
Lineage: Eukaryota; Fungi; Ascomycota; Eurotiomycetes; Eurotiales; Aspergillaceae
Product: alpha/beta hydrolase
Exons: 1
Coding region: 347-1114 (255 amino acids)
Source: RefSeq, a predicted model, not a curated record